Messenger RNA from Capronia coronata CBS 617.96, 1008 nucleotides. RefSeq lists its product as uncharacterized. The record is from RefSeq and is a predicted model, not a curated record. The transcript has a single exon. NCBI's taxonomy places the organism in Eukaryota, Fungi, Ascomycota, Eurotiomycetes, Chaetothyriales, Herpotrichiellaceae. Bases 1 to 1008 code for a protein of 335 amino acids.
AUGCUCGAACUUGAAUCGAUUAAUGCCAUGUACAGCCCAUCCGACAAUCUACCGAUACAGAACGUGAAAGAAUGGCGCAUACAAGCUUCCAAACGUCUCGAAGAGUGGUAUAGUGUAACUCAACAUAGCCCAAACAGGGCGCUAGCCAGGACCAUCCAGUUCCACGACAUCAUCUACUACUUCCUACUCUUUCGUCUAAACAGACCGUCUCCGGGUAUUCCGUUUCCAGACCAUCAAAUGCGGCAACAAAGCAUCAAGGCGGCGCUCAAACUCGUCGACGUUUAUGCCCACGUUGCAAAACAAGGCCUGCUUUUCUACCUCUGGCAUGCAGCACAUCAUAUGCUGGAAUUGGGGGUGUUUUUCCUGCAAUUUAUUCUUGGUGCGACAAGAAAAUACACACCUGCUACCAUCUUCAGUGCCGAGAAAUUUGACCCCAAGACACUAAUCGAUGCCAUGGAGACCAAUAUUUCACUGUUUGCGAGGGUAGCCAGUCGAUGGCCGGAGACUGAAGCAAGUGUCAGAUCCCUCGAAAGCGUCACACGGCCAGUACUUGUCGUGUUUGGGCACUGGCAGCGUGGAUCGCGUCCGGCCGGGGAUUCCCUUGACUCCAAGGUCAGAGACUCCUUGACACACUUGGCCAAGAUGGUGAACCUACCAAAUGAACAGCCCUUUCAUGAUGUUUCUGAGCAGCCCGGCCCACAAAACACUACAUCCCAGGAGUCUCUUUAUCCAUCACCGAAUAUAGGCGUCGAAACGUAUCGAUGGAGUAAGUACGCGAUACAGAAUGUCUACUCGCCUGAGCGACCGGCUCUCAUUGGAGAAACGCAACCCGGAUUCAUGUAUGCAACAACGGAGGGUAUUCCCAAUAACGGCAAUACUGGUCCGCUCAUGGGUGCAUCGUCGAGUCAUGAUGCUAGCAAUGACAUUUGGGAUCUGUCGUCUGAGCAAUUAGAGGAGUUGUUUGCCUCCUUAGAUCAAUUCUCAGAGGACUUUUUAUUGGCGGCAUAG